AUGUGUGCUACGGUGCGAAGUAUCAGAGCAGUGCUCUUUCAGCAGGGUGAAAGGGGUCCCAGUGGAAAGCAGGGUGAAAGGGGUCCCAGUGGAAAGCAGGGUGAAAGGGGUCCCAGUGGAAAGCAGGGUGAAAGGGGUCCCAGUGGAAAGCAGGGUGAAAGGGGUCCCAGUGGAAAGCAGGGUGAAAGGGGUCCCAGUGGAAAGCAGGGUGAAAGGGGUCCCAGUGGAAAGCAGGGUGAAAGGGGUCCCAGUGGAAAGCAGGGUGAAAGGGGUCCCAGUGGAAAGCAGGGUGAAAGGGGUCCCAGUGGAAAGCAGGGUGAAAGGGGUCCCAGUGGAAAGCAGGGUGAAAGGGGUCCCAGUGGAAAGCAGGGUGAAAGGGGUCCCAGUGGAAAGCAGGGUGAAAGGGGUCCCAGUGGAAAGCAGGGUGAAAGGGGUCCCAGUGGAAAGCAGGGUGAAAGGGGUCCCAGUGGAAAGCAGGGUGAAAGGGGUCCCAGUGGAAAGCAGGGUGAAAGGGGUCCCAGUGGAAAGCAGGGUGAAAGGGGUCCCAGUGGAAAGCAGGGUGAAAGGGGUCCCAGUGGAAAGCAGGGUGAAAGGGGUCCCAGUGGAAAGCAGGGUGAAAGGGGUCCCAGUGGAAAGCAGGGUGAAAGGGGUCCCAGUGGAAAGCAGGGUGAAAGGGGUCCCAGUGGAAAGCAGGGUGAAAGGGGUCCCAGUGGAAAGCAGGGUGAAAGGGGUCCCAGUGGAAAGCAGGGUGAAAGGGGUCCCAGUGGAAAGCAGGGUGAAAGGGGUCCCAGUGGAAAGCAGGGUGAAAGGGGUCCCAGUGGAAAGCAGGGUGAAAGGGGUCCCAGUGGAAAGAGUGAUGUAGUGUUGAUACUGUUGUUGUAUUAG
Coregonus clupeaformis (lake whitefish) is the source of this 885-nucleotide messenger RNA. RefSeq names its product fibril-forming collagen alpha chain-like. Lineage: Eukaryota; Metazoa; Chordata; Actinopteri; Salmoniformes; Salmonidae. The coding region runs from base 1 to 885 and encodes 294 amino acids. The transcript has 2 exons. The record is from RefSeq and is a predicted model, not a curated record.